Messenger RNA from Thermochaetoides thermophila DSM 1495, 507 nucleotides. RefSeq lists its product as uncharacterized. The record is from RefSeq and is a predicted model, not a curated record. The transcript is spliced from 2 exons. Bases 1 to 507 code for a protein of 168 amino acids. Lineage: Eukaryota; Fungi; Ascomycota; Sordariomycetes; Sordariales; Chaetomiaceae. Gene Ontology annotation, molecular function: protein phosphatase inhibitor activity. Gene Ontology annotation, cellular component: cytoplasm.
AUGAACCCUCACAAAGCCAAGAAGAUCGAUAUCAAUUCCCUCUCCCCUGAAGAGCAGCGGCUCUUCCGGCUGUACGGCAAGCUGCCCAGCCGCAGCGACCACUUCGCCAAGCAUCUCAAGGAGCGCAAGUACUUUGACAGCGGCGACUAUGCCAUGAGCAAGGCCGGCAAGGGCGACAGCGUGGACGCCGGCGCCGUCGGCUCGCAGCAUCCCGUUCCUGAGAAGAUCCCGCACCUGACGACUCCCGUAUCGGGACCCAACGGCAUCGGCAGUUUGCUGCAUCCCCAUCUGCACCAGCAGCACCAUCCUAGCAUGUCGGCCGGCAGCCCGGUUAAGGAGAGCAGCUUCCUGCAUCGCGAGACGAGCGCUGAGGAUCUGGAGCGUGAGGAGGAAGAGGAACGCAAGAGGGCCGAGGCCGAGCAGCAGGAGCGGCAGCAGCAGGACGGUCAGCAACAAGCCCAGGAGGAUGGUGCUUCCAAUGAGACUUCAGCCAGCCAGCAACGGUAA